AUGACGUCCUCCCUCCGUCUGUCUGUGGGCAGUCUUACCACCCAAGCUCGUCCUACUCCAAUAAUUGCCCAAUUACUCGUCCAAAAUCCCUCCCAAUGCCGGUCCUUUUCUCAGUCUUCGCAACUAUGGGCUAAACGGAAUGUCAACAUCAAGACUGGUGGCCGCGGCACAUCGCAGCCUUCAAUGAAGUUGCGACAGAAGGAAGCGCUUCAAAGCCAGAUGAAGUACAUGAAUGAUAUAGGAUUAUUGCCAGGAACUUUUGUGCGACCGAAAUGGGCUGAAUUGCCUUCAAUCUUCCAGGCGCCGAGGGACCGGCUCCUGCUGGAAUGGAAUUGGCUAAAGGCUUCUGUUCAAAAUACCUUGAAUUUGAUUGUCUACUGCAAGUAUCAAAUGUCGCUGCCUAUCAAUUUUUUUUCAAGAAAGCGUAUUGCGCGCCUGUUGUACACGGACAUGUACACUGCCCUUGCCCUAGGUGACAUCCCUGCCCUUCAACGACUCACAUGCACCGGUCUGUACUCCAAACUCGCCAUGCAGAUCCAUAACCGCCCCAAGGAUCAAGCAUUGGACUGGAAACUGAUUAAAUGGCGCCGCACACCGCAAACCAAUUUCACCGGAGUUUCAGUCGUCAUGGACCGCGCAACCCAAACGGACGAAUCCGGGAAAAAUAGCGGUGUUCGUCAAAUUGUUCUCCGCGUGACAUCCCGCCAGUCUAUCAGAAAAGGCAAAAAAUCUGCCAGAGAUGCCGAGCCUGUCUUCACUGAACCUGCGGUAGAGCAAGACUGUGAGGAGUACAUUGUUAUUCAAGACCUCAUUGUUCGGGGCCAGAGUGAUGGUUGGAAGAUCUGGGGAUAUGUCAAGCCCACUGACAUGGAGCAGAUCUACUCAGAUCCUGCAUUUGCGCCUGGUUUGUCGGCUACGGAGCGGCUGCAGGCACUGAAGGAAAUGGCGAAUAUAAAAUAA
This is a messenger RNA of Penicillium taxi, 960 nucleotides long. RefSeq lists its product as uncharacterized. Bases 1 to 960 code for a protein of 319 amino acids. Gene Ontology annotation, cellular component: mitochondrion; mitochondrial inner membrane. The record is from RefSeq and is a predicted model, not a curated record. The transcript is spliced from 3 exons. Lineage: Eukaryota; Fungi; Ascomycota; Eurotiomycetes; Eurotiales; Aspergillaceae. Gene Ontology annotation, biological process: protein insertion into mitochondrial inner membrane from matrix.